Heterobasidion irregulare TC 32-1 is the source of this 237-nucleotide messenger RNA. RefSeq lists its product as uncharacterized. The transcript has 3 exons. The record is from RefSeq and is a predicted model, not a curated record. NCBI's taxonomy places the organism in Eukaryota, Fungi, Basidiomycota, Agaricomycetes, Russulales, Bondarzewiaceae. Bases 1 to 237 code for a protein of 78 amino acids.
AUGCAUGGAUAUGCUUUGAUUCACCUCGUCGGCAAACUGGGUAUCAAGGAGAUCCUCGACACGGCCGAGUUCGAAAUCGUUAUUGCGAACAUAGAUAACGGCGGUUUCUUCUCGUUGUAUACGAAUUACAGUUUCAGACGUGCACCAUCGUCAGAGGCAAUCGAAAAGCUGCGUGUCGCGCUGGACGAGGAGGAAGGUCCAAAAUGCAAUCCGUACAAAGCCAAAACGGAAGCAUAA